Molecule: messenger RNA, 4476 nt
Organism: Oryza sativa Japonica Group (Japanese rice)
Lineage: Eukaryota; Viridiplantae; Streptophyta; Magnoliopsida; Poales; Poaceae
Source: RefSeq, a predicted model, not a curated record
UUCCCCAGUUAUACACGGUUACACCUGAGUUUCGAACCGGCGAACAAAUGCCGCCAACUCCUCCGCUCGCCGCCCUCCACCGCUUCCUCGCCUCGCCGUCCCCGCCGCCGCUCCCCUCGCUGCUCACCCUCCACGCGCUCGCCGUCACAUCCGGCCUCUCCCCGCGCCCCGACUUCGCCGCCAAGCUCGUCUCCGCCUACUCCUCCGCCGGCCUCCCCGCCCUCGCCGCGCUCGCCUUCGCCGCCUCCCCCUGCCCGGACGCCUUCCUCUGGAACUCCCUGCUCCGCUCCCGCCACCGCGCCUCCGACUUCGCCUCCACGCUCUCCGCGCACCGCCGCAUGCGCGCCUCGGGGGCGCGGCCCUCCCGCUUCACCGCGCCCCUCGUCGCCUCCGCCGCCGCGGAGCUCGGCGCCCUCCCUGUAGGCGCCGCCGUCCACGCCUACUCCGUCAGGUUCGGCCUCCUGGAGGGCGAUGGUUCAGUCGCGGUCGCGUCGUCGCUGGUCUACAUGUACGCCAGGUGCGGCAGCGUCCGCGACGCCGUGAGGCUGUUCGACGAAAUGCCCGAGAGGGACGUGGUCGCGUGGACUGCCGUGAUCUCCGGGUGCGUGUGUAACGGGCAGUGCGGGGAAGGGCUGAGCUACUUGGUGCGAAUGGUUCGGUCUGCAGGUGAUGGCGGUGCGAGGCCGAACUCACGGACGAUGGAGAGUGGGUUGGAGGCCUGCGGGGUGCUAGGGGAGCUCUCUGUUGGGACAUGCUUGCAUGGGUUUGGGGUGAAGGCCGGGGUUGGACACUGCCCGUCGGUGGUUUCAUCGCUUUUUUCUAUGUACACUAAGUGCGAUAGCACUGAGGAUGCACGGAUUUUGUUCCCGGAGUUGCCGGAGAAAGAUUUGGUUUCCUGGACCAGCUUGAUUGGAGCAUACUGUAGGGCAGGCCAUGCUGAGAAGGCUGUGGAGUUGUUCCUGGGCAUGGAGGAGUCUGGUCUGCAACCAGACGAGGUUGUUAUUAGUUGUUUACUUGCAGGGUUGGGUAAUGAUGCUAAGGUGCGUGGAGGGAAGACGUUUCAUGCAGCUAUAGUGAGGAGAAACUUUGGAGAUAGUGUUCUGAUUGGGAAUGCUUUGAUCUCGAUGUAUGCAAAGUGCAAACAGGUUGAUAUUGCAGCCACGGUUUUCAGAAUGUUGCAUCAACGAGACACAGACUCAUGGAGUUCAAUGGUUGUAGCAUAUUGCAAAGCUGGACUUGAUUUGAAAUGCUUGGAGUUGUAUCGAGAAAUGCAGUUCAGAGACAAGGAUGAGUUUGAAUAUGACACCAACAGUUUGAUUUCCAUUAUUUCUUCUUGUUCAAGGCUUGGUAGACUACGAUUAGGUCAAUCAGCACAUUGCUAUUCAAUCAAACACUUAGCCGGUGAAAAUUCAUCAGUUGCAAAUGCACUAAUUAGCAUGUAUGGAAGGUGUGGUAAUUUUGACGUUGCACGGAAAAUAUUUGGUAUGGUCAAAACAAAGGAUGUUGUCACAUGGAGUGCAUUAAUUUCCAGCUAUUCUCACCUGGGGCAUUCAAAGGAUGCUUUGUUACUGUAUGAUCAGAUGCUCACUGAAGGUGUUAAACCCAACUCAGCAACCUUGGUCUCUGUCAUUUCAUCUUGUGCAAAUUUGGCUGCAUUGGAACAUGGAGAGCUCAUACAUUCUCAUGUGAAAGAUGUGGGGCUGGAGUGUGAUUUGUCAAUUUGCACAGCACUUGUUGACAUGUAUAUGAAAUGCGGACAACUUGGCAUCGCAAGAAAAAUGUUUGAUUCCAUGCUCGAAAGGGAUGUUGUUACUUGGAAUGUGAUGAUAUCAGGCUAUGGGAUGCAUGGUGAAGCAAUACAAGCAUUAAAACUUUUUAGUAUGAUGGAAAGAGGAAAUGUUAAGCCUAAUAGCCUCACUUUUCUUGCCAUUCUGUCUGCUUGCUGCCAUGCAGGACUUGUUGACAAGGGCAGGGAGUUGUUCACUAGAAUGGAGGAAUACUCCCUUGAGCCUAACCUGAAGCACUAUGCCUGUAUGGUGGAUCUUCUAGGGAAAUCUGGGCAUCUUCAAGAAGCAGAAGAUGUGGUUUCUGCAAUGCCAAUAGAACCUGAUGGUGGAAUAUGGGGAACUUUACUUGGUGCCUGCAAAAUGCAUGACAAUUUUGAAAUGGGUUUACGGGUUGCAAAGAAGGCGUUUGCUUCUGACCCAGAAAAUGAUGGGUACUACAUUUUAAUGUCAAAUUCGUAUGGUAGUGCUGAGAAAUGGAAUGAAAUAGAGAAACUAAGAGACAUGAUGAAGAAUCAUGGAGUGGAAAAGAGUAUAGGUUGGAGCACAAUUGAUAUUUGUGGGUAAGUUUAAUUGGAGCUAUGCCUUUUCCUAGGUCCUUGUGAGCAGUUGUGAUCUAGUUCAUCUUCUCUAUGUCAGAAAUGUUUGUCUUACAGGUUUAUGAAAAAUCAACUGACCCAAUGGCAGCAUUCUCUCUUUGAACAAUCUGAAUUUAGAAGUUCAGAGGAUAUGUGCAUUUCUUUUGUCUCUGGAAUCUGGAGUGAGUCAAUGGUCAAUGGAUUGACAGAAUGGGGGAAUGAGGUAGUAGAUUCAUCAGAAUUUAGGAACAAAGCCCAAAGGGUAAAUAUGAAAUUGGAGUUGGAUGUAAUGUAUGCUUCCUGAUGUGUCAUGGUUUCCACCAUAAAAGAGGGUUACUCUAUUGCGUGUAGACUGGAGAAUAUUCUCAGUAAUAUAAUGUGCAACCAUAUCAUAAAAAGAGAAAAUUGUCAUGAUUCAGCUUAAGGUGGCUGCCAUGCUUAUGUUCUUACGUCAUAGCACUGAGCCAGGUGAACUGGGACAUGGCAGUUGCAGCAUUAUGGCAGUGAAUUUCUGUUUUGUGCUGAUGGUUACAUCAUCUUGGUAAUUAUAACUGUGCAGAAUACUGCUUGACUAUGGGCAUAGGAACAUUAUGUGCAGUAUUCUAAAAGGACUAUUGUGUUGGCUUUUACAGCAACAAAAUACUGAAAUUGUGUCCUAUGGCUCGUGAUUAGAAAUGGACGUGCUGUGGUGGAGUAAAGACCUGUACAGGGAAAUCUUCAUUUGAAGAGUUCUUGUGAUAAAAUAUUAAGGGAGCUGGAUAGCUGGUGUUUUAGCAGCCUAUGCUGCUAGGAACACACAGGUAUGUAGUGGCCAUCAGUUGUGUUCUUGAAGAGUAACUUAACAACGUUUCUGAUUUUUGCUUUAUGAUUUGUUUGUUCAUCACACUAUUCUGGCAUACCUGAAAUUGUGGUUGAUAACUUGAUAUUGACAUGCUAUUCAUCUUGUUCUCGUUUCCUUCUUGUGUCGAAGCACUGAAACCCCCAUACCAAGGGCACUCUAGAUACCUUGUACCCAAUCUGUGGUGUAACCAUGUAAGGUCGGAUCACUCUGUUUCUUGGAGCUUAUGCUUAGUUUUUACUGACCCACUCUUCCAAGUUCCAUCUAUACCAUGGAAGAGAAAAUUGUUCACUUGUGUACUGAAAAGUCAACAUCAUGGGGAACCAAGCUAGAAAGGAACAUUGAGGAGAUCAUCCUUGGUAGUUUUCUGUUUGGUGCUUACUGAAUUACUAUAUUGGUACUGUAGCUACACUGGACAUUAUUUGGCAAUGACUGUAGUGAACUAGGCAGCUUUUCAUAUAAGUACUGUUAUAUCGCCACAAUUGUUGAUUCUAAAAGAACUACACAUAUUUGAAGAUGCAUAACCCACAGUUCAUGGUACGGUACCUCGCACGUAAAAAUUUGAUACGUAGCUCACUCUGCACUUGAUCAGGCAUUUGUAAAUGCAAUGUGGAACCAAGUAUUCUUUUCGUAGAGGCACAUUUUAGUGCUUCCACUUUCAUUAUGUUAUAUCAUGAACGGGUUCUUCUGUGGGCAGGUUCAUGAUCUUUUUGUAGCGAGGACUUUCACAGGUUCAACAAAUCCAAUUGCCCACUCCCACAUUACUUGCGAUGACUUCCUUUUCUUCUGCAACCAAUACAACUUUUCCUUUUAAUCUUUAUUAUGCUCAGCAAUCAUUCAUUCUUGGAUUCCUGAGGAGCAACCUAACAGAAGACCCAACUUUUAUCUAGCUGAACUUCCCAUGUGGAAGGACAUAUCUCGUACCAGAGCUAUGAGGUAGAGUGGGUUAUCAUACCAAAAUCUCCACAUGCUUUUGGUGCCACAUACCCACAACGAUCCGAGCUAGUGGCGCUGGUAGCACUUCACUGGAGCAAAUGAUAGUAGCCGCAUAUGCAGGUAAGAGUUUUUUUCCCCCUAAUAUGAAGGUAAGAAGGCCACGAAAGAUAAACAGAAAAUCAUUCCCAUCUAGAAACAAAGAAAUGAACUCAUCAUCAUCAUCUUAUGAAAACAAAACAGGGAUAAUGAUGGAGACAUGAUCGUUUGUUGUGGCGCUUUAAUAAUCCUGUUAGAAGAGAGAAAACAUAACAUUCUAGUAGGUUCCUUGACCUUUUCCUUU